Mercenaria mercenaria is the source of this 2031-nucleotide messenger RNA. RefSeq names its product ATP synthase subunit alpha, mitochondrial-like. The transcript has 10 exons. The record is from RefSeq and is a predicted model, not a curated record. Bases 100 to 1767 code for a protein of 555 amino acids. Gene Ontology annotation, molecular function: ATP binding; proton-transporting ATP synthase activity, rotational mechanism; ADP binding. Gene Ontology annotation, biological process: proton transmembrane transport; proton motive force-driven ATP synthesis. NCBI's taxonomy places the organism in Eukaryota, Metazoa, Mollusca, Bivalvia, Venerida, Veneridae.
GGGAUUUAGUACAUUCUAAAGUUCGGGUCCCACACCUUGCAACGCACGGACAUUCUCACAGGCGGCCAUAGCGGUCUAAGAAGAAGGAACACCGCUGAAAUGUUAACGGCACGAGUAGCAACAUCAUUGAUAAGACAGCUCCCAAGGGCUGCACCUAAGGUGUGCCGCCAUGCCCUGGGAGCUGGGAGUGUUGCAGCUAGGAACUUGACAACUUCACAAGCCAAAUUGGCAUCUCAAAAAAGUGGAGGUGCUGAGGUGUCCUCCAUCUUGGAAGAGAGAAUUUUAGGCCAGUCAACACAGGCAAAUCUUGAAGAAACUGGACGUGUAUUGACCAUUGGUGAUGGUAUUGCACGUGUAUAUGGACUCAAAAAUAUCCAGGCAGAAGAAAUGGUGGAAUUCUCAAGUGGUCUAAGAGGUAUGGCUUUGAACUUGGAGCCUGACAAUGUUGGUGUUGUGGUAUUUGGUAAUGACAAACUUAUCAAAGAAGGUGAUGUUGUAAAGAGAACAGGAGCCAUUGUAGAUGUGCCUGUGGGUUUGGAAGUGCUCGGCAGAGUUGUAGACGCUUUGGGAAACCCUAUUGAUGGCAAGGGUCCACUGAAUUGCAAAACGAGAGCCCGUGUUGGAACAAAAGCCCCAGGUAUCAUCCCAAGAAUUUCAGUAAAGGAACCCAUGCAGACUGGAAUCAAAGCUGUCGACAGUCUUGUACCAAUUGGUCGUGGACAGAGAGAAUUGAUCUAUGGUGACAGACAGACUGGUAAAACUGCCAUUGCUAUCGAUACAAUCAUCAACCAGAAGCGUUUCAAUGAAGGGCAAGACGAGAAGAAGAAACUGUACUGUAUUUAUGUUGCUAUUGGUCAGAAGAGGUCCACAGUUGCACAGAUUGUGAAAAGAUUGUCAGACGCAGAUACCAUGAAAUACACAACUGUUGUAGCUGCCACAGCCUCUGAUGCUGCCCCUCUUCAGUACCUGGCUCCAUACUCUGGCUGUGCUAUGGGUGAAUACUUCAGGGACAACGGCAGACAUGCCCUCAUCAUUUAUGAUGACUUGUCAAAACAGGCCGUGGCUUACAGACAGAUGUCUCUGUUGUUGAAGAGACCCCCAGGUAGAGAGGCUUACCCAGGUGAUGUAUUCUAUCUCCACUCUCGUCUUUUGGAGCGUGCUGCUAAAAUGAAUGACGAUCACGGUGGUGGCUCCCUCACUGCUCUCCCAGUCAUUGAGACCCAGGCUGGUGACGUGUCGGCUUACAUCCCAACCAAUGUGAUCUCCAUUACAGAUGGACAGAUUUUCUUGGAGAACGAGUUGUUUUACAAGGGUAUUCGACCAGCCAUUAAUGUAGGAUUGUCUGUCAGCCGUGUAGGCGCAGCUGCCCAGACCAAAGCUAUGAAACAGGUUGCUGGUUCCAUGAAACUGGAAUUGGCCCAGUACAGAGAAGUAGCAGCUUUCGCCCAGUUCGGCUCUGACUUGGAUCAGGCCACACAGAACCUCCUCAACCGUGGUGUACGUCUCACAGAAUUAUUGAAACAAGGACAGUAUGUGCCAAUGGCUAUUGAAGAACAAGUUGCAAGUAUUUAUGCCGGUGUCCGUGGCUACCUUGACAAAAUCGACCCAUCAAAAAUCACAGCCUUUGAGGAAGACUUCCUCGCACACAUUCGCACAUCCCAGACAGACCUCCUGAAGGAAAUUCGUGAACAAGGAAUGAUCAGUGAAGCCAACGAUGCAAAAUUAAAAGAUGUAGUCGUAAAUUUCUUGGCCAGCUGGAGCGGUUGAUUGUAAUUCUCUCUAGGAGACAUUUUAACAAAUAAUUACCAAGUGAAGUGGGACUAUGUGUGAUAAAUGUGAAACUAAAAUAGUGCUUGGACCAACAUUCAUCAGAGUGGUCACAUUUAUGAAAGAAAUAUUUAUUGUUUGAUACUUACAUAUAGAUAUCGUUUUGCAACAAUACUGCAGGCAACCCACAAUGUAUGUACUGUUGCUGAAAAUAUUUUGUUUGAGGAUGUUUAUAAUGAAUAAAAUACUGAAAGAAUAAAAUAA